AUGGGCAAACUACUCUCAGAGGCAAUCGGGGCUGACCAUGACGAGUUCGAUGUUCUGUAUGAAAAUCUGAAAAAUGCCACCGACGAUGCUGCGAAGGUUCGCUGGAGAAACCAGCUUACUUGGACUGUUGCCCGUCACGCCAUCAGUGAAGAACUGACAUGGUACCCUGCUAUGGAGAAGCAUCUGGGAGAAGAAGGUGUUCGACUGUCCAAGACUGACAAGGAGCAACAUCAAGGCGUCAAGGACUACCUCUACAAGGUGCAGGACAUGACACCAGUCGAUCCGCAGUUCAUGCCCCUGCUGGACACGUUGAUGGAUCUCCUUCAUCACCACAUUGAGCACGAGAAGGAAGAAGACAUGCCUCGCCUCGAAAGCUUGUUGUCCCGUGAGGAGAGUGAGCAGUUGGCAGUGAGCUUCGAACGCACCAAGAAGAUUGUACCGACAAAGAGUCACCCGGGUGCACCGACAAGUUAUUAUUUGGAACUGCUAACAGGAUUGAUGGCGGCGCCUGUAGAUAAGUUUAGGGAUUAUCUGACCAAGGAUUUCCCAGAUGAGCAAGACAAGCAGGAGGCGCAAUCGGCAAGGGAUAGUAAGAUUUAG
Molecule: messenger RNA, 600 nt
Organism: Aureobasidium melanogenum CBS 110374
Lineage: Eukaryota; Fungi; Ascomycota; Dothideomycetes; Dothideales; Saccotheciaceae
Exons: 2
Coding region: 1-600 (199 amino acids)
Source: RefSeq, a predicted model, not a curated record